AUGGUAGAUAUCGCCGAAGCUCUACCAUCCACACCAACAUCCCUAUCAAUUCCAUCCACCACCGACGAGGCUCUUCGGAAAUUCAAGUGUCCCGAGUGCACGAAGGCGUUCAAAUUCAAGCAUCAUCUCAAGGAACACAUUCGAAUUCAUUCGGGCGAGAAACCAUUCGAGUGCCAACAGUGUCAUAAACGAUUCUCGCAUUCCGGAUCGUACUCCUCGCAUAUGAGCAGUAAGAAGUGUGUACAAACGGCAUCGCCAUCAAUGGUCACUCCCUUCAAUCCAUAUCAACUGAUGAUGUAUCGAAAUCUUAUGCUUCAAUUGCAAACUCCUCAAGUGUCUUUCCUGCCUCAAGCCAAUAAUAUGGAAAAUGCUUAUAUGAGUCUCCUCCAGGCGAAUAUUCUUCAGAAUUUGGAAAACGGAGGCUCCCCAACCGCCACUUCUCCACCAUCUUCUGUACAAGAACCAUCAACCCCUGAGCCAAAAGUCGAGGUGGUCGAUGAGCCGGAAGAGGGGUCCACAACGGCAGAAAAGACUCCAGAAGAAGCAGAAGUUGUUGUGAAAUCAGAAGAGGUAUCGGUCUCAGAAGAAUCCGUAACUCCUGCUGUUUCGGUAUCGGUAUCAGUGUCAGUGUCACCAACACUGGAACAAAAUGGGAAUGACCUGAUUGUAAAUGGAUCAGACGGAAAAGCAUCCCCAGAUUGGAGGCCAUUGAGAUCCAGAAGCUUCUUGAAUGACUCUCAGGUAGCCAUUCUUCAAAACCAUUUCAAGCGUAAUCCCUUCCCAUCAAAGUACGAGCUGUCCGCUGUAGCCGAACAAAUCGGAGUGAAUAAGCGAGUUGUUCAGGUCUGGUUCCAAAACACCCGAGCCAAGGAACGACGCAGCAAUCGUCUGCCGAGCAUGCCACGUGGGUCGUCUGCCAUGGCGCCAACCUCACCUACAGUAUGGCAAACGCCAGCACAGCUCAUGGCCGUCUGGGCUCAACAGUGCCUUCAGAAUGGGAACAAUAGCCUGAGCAGCAAUUCUCAGGACGAAUCAUCCGUACUACGCAACAACGAGAAUAGGGUAGCUGACGAGGAGGUGAUGGAUCACGAUGGUCUUCUCGGUUCAAAAGAUGGCAAAGAGACACCUCUGGAUUUGACACUUUCCACGGAGGAUACAGAACCUGAAUGGUCUCCAGAGAAGCUUAUUGGAUUUCUCGAUCAGACUGGUGGAGUGAUCCAGGAGUUGUUGAGGCAGGCUGGAAAUGGAUUCGUGACGAAUCAAGAGGAAGAGGAGGAGAAGCCAGUGAAAGCAGAGGAAAGUCCAGUAUCGAGCACUUCUUCAUCGAUUUGGCCAUCGUUUAUUGGACAGUAUCCAUCGAUCCUGGAUUCUGCAAGUCUUUCAGCGUUGGAGAAAGCAUUAGAUCAACAAAAAUCCUCCGAAGACGACGCUUCCUCCCUAUGCUCCAACGAAUCGAAGCUUCUGAAAUUCUCCUCGACACCGCUGAAAGAGGAAGAAGGCUUGUUCUCGUGCGACCAGUGCGACAAGGUGUUCGGAAAGCAAAGUUCGCUGGCUCGACACAAAUAUGAGCAUUCUGGCCAACGCCCGUACAAAUGCGACAUCUGUGAAAAGGCGUUCAAGCACAAGCACCAUCUCACCGAGCACAAACGUCUACACUCUGGCGAGAAACCAUUCCAAUGUGACAAGUGUCUCAAACGAUUCUCCCAUUCCGGAAGCUACAGUCAGCACAUGAACCACCGAUACUCGUACUGCAAACCGUACAGGGAGCAACCGGGAGCCACGUCACCAAAAUCUGACGUUCUCAAUGGAAGUCUGACUGUUAGCCCAUCCUCUUCGAACACGCCACCCCCAAAUUGA
This is a messenger RNA of Caenorhabditis briggsae, 1857 nucleotides long. It is a transcript of the gene Cbr-zag-1, whose product is annotated as Protein CBR-ZAG-1. Gene Ontology annotation, biological process: regulation of transcription by RNA polymerase II; anatomical structure development. The transcript is spliced from 7 exons. The record is from RefSeq and is a predicted model, not a curated record. Lineage: Eukaryota; Metazoa; Nematoda; Chromadorea; Rhabditida; Rhabditidae. Gene Ontology annotation, molecular function: DNA-binding transcription factor activity, RNA polymerase II-specific; RNA polymerase II cis-regulatory region sequence-specific DNA binding. Bases 1 to 1857 code for a protein of 618 amino acids.